Messenger RNA from Cyprinodon variegatus (sheepshead minnow), 4753 nucleotides. It is a transcript of the gene mrtfab, whose product is annotated as megakaryoblastic leukemia (translocation) 1. The record is from RefSeq and is a predicted model, not a curated record. Gene Ontology annotation, biological process: smooth muscle cell differentiation. The coding region runs from base 814 to 4344 and encodes 1176 amino acids. The transcript has 18 exons. Lineage: Eukaryota; Metazoa; Chordata; Actinopteri; Cyprinodontiformes; Cyprinodontidae.
UAAAGCUUAGAGAUGCUCCUCAUCCAGUGUUUCAACAGAAAUCUGUGUUUAUUCUGCAAAACUCAACUAGACGAAUAAAAGUUCCACUUUAAACCUGAAGCUCGGAGGAAAACAUCUGAGUGAAUGUUUUCUGCACUGGAGCUCCGCUGAGCGUCCUGUUUGACAUCCAGAAAGGUUUGUUUACUCCAGCAGAUUCCUCCCUGCGUUCUGAGAUCUGUUAUCAUCCAGACGAACGCGUGCAUGACGGCGGAUUCUAGACGGGCUGGCCUGCAGAGCUCUGAACAUUUCCUGUCUUCCCAGUUCCAAACUGGCCUCUGAACCAGUCUGCUGCUAACAAAAGCUGUCAGAGUGUAGGAGUGGAAGGAGGUGGAGGAUGGGGAGGCUGAAGGAAGGGGGAGGUCAUGUCUGAUUGCAUAACUUCUCAGAGGGAAGGAAGAACUGAAGAGUGGCUACUGGGACUUCACUUCUUUUCUGUUUCUUAUUCCUGAACCGGUCGAGGACCUUAGAGGAACCAGUCAGAGCAAAAAGUAGCAGAUCAGAUAUAGGAGAGUGGAACUUAUGUGUUGUUAUCCAAGGAGCUAGGAGGCGCCGCCGCUCACGCCCUCUGAGCCGGGACAUGCUCACACUUGUAGAGUCGGUCUAGAGAGGAGAGUCUGAGGUACAGCUGCCUGUGGAAAACCAGCUGCUGCCUGCAGGAGAACAUUUCUGACGCCUCUCUGGGUGGAUGGUGUGGGGACGCUUCGCCCGGCCGGCCGUCCGUCAUCUCGGAGCAUGCAUCGCUAGUCCAGGCGGGAAGGACGGAUUGUCUCCGGCAUGGUGCAGAGGGACAGGACCAUCCAGUCAGUCCUCCAGCUCAAGCUUCAGCAGAGACGCACUCGAGAGGAGCUGGUCAGUCAAGGAAUCAUGCCGCCCCUGAAGAGCCCUGCAGCUUUUCACGAACAGCGGAGGAGUCUGGAGCGAGCCAGGACCGAGGACUACCUGAAGAGGAAGAUCCGGAGUCGGCCGGAGCGCUCCGAGCUGGUCAGGAUGCACAUUCUGGAGGAGACGUCGGCAGAGCCGUCCCUGCAGGCCAAGCAGCUGAAGCUGAAGCGAGCGCGUCUGGCCGACGACCUUAACGACAAGAUCUCUCACAGGCCGGGGCCGAUCGAGCUGGUCCACAAGAACAUCCUGUCGGUCAGCGUCCCUGUGCAGUCCUCGCUGCUGGAUUCUCCAAAGGGAGCCGGAGGGGAGAGCUCGUCUUUGGACGAAGACAGCAGCGAUGCCCUGUCGCCAGACCAGCUGACCAAUCACGACUCUCCGCUCAGCGCCGCCGCUCAGCUGUCCCCACCUGACGGGCUCGCCCAGAAUGGCGACCUCUCGCCCACUCAGUUCCUCAGCCAGCCGCCUCCACCGCCGCCGCUGCCUCCCCCGUUGGUCAGCUUGUCAGACUCCUCUCCGCUCCCCAAAAUACCAAACGGGUCGGCGCUGACGUGUCGCCCCUCUGCUGGACACCUGAAGGCUAAGACGGGUUCAGACCGCCCCCCACAGAGACCCAAGAAACCAAAGGACAGCAAGCCCAAGGUGAAGAAGCUGAAGUACCACCAGUACAUCCCUCCGGACCAGAAGGCGGAUAAGGAGCGUCCGCCUCAGAUGGAUUCGUCCUACGCCAAGCUGCUCCAGCAGCAGCAGCUCUUCCUGCAGCUGCAGAUUCUCAGUCAGCAGCAGCAGCACUACAACUACCACACCAUCCUGCCCGCCCCUCCCAAACCACAAGCGGAUCAGCCUCCUACCAGCGGCUCCGGCCCCUCCCCCUCCCGCACCUCUCACACCACCACCGCCAUGGCGCCCUCUGCUCAGACCCCAGCAGCUCGUCAGAGUCAGGCGGCGUCGGCAGCAGGAACCAAACCGACAACCUUACCUGCCAACCUGGAUGAGUUUAAAGUCGCCGAGCUAAAGCAGGAGCUGAAACUACGCGGUCUGACUGUUUCCGGCACAAAGAACGACCUCAUCGAGAGGCUCCGCAAUUACCAGGAGCAAAGCAGCGCUUUAAAGAACGCUACACCCCAGGCGGUCCAGCAGGCCAGCGCCGUCACGUCAGCUUCCAACGCCACCCCUGAGCUCCAGCCGGCGGAGGGCGGAGGCUGCUUCAAGCUGGCCUUGUCCUCUCUGGCUCAGGCCGUUCCAGGCCGGGUCAUGCGGUUCGGCAGCACCAGCUCCAGCCCCCCGGUAUCACCAACACCGUCUGAGCGCUCUCUGGCCGGGCUGAGUCCGGACGAGACGAGCUGUAGUGGCGACAUGUUUGGAGAAAUGGUGACCUCUCCUCUCACCCAGCUCACCCUCCACCACUCUCCUCAGCACCCACUCCCACAGCCUUUCUCUGCUGUCAAAGAGGAGAGCCAGAGCUCCUGCAGCCACUCCAAGUCCUCGCCGGCCUCACUGCAACCCAAAGAGUCUCUGCCUGCAGCAGCCGUGGACGCCUCAUCCGUAGACAAAGACCAGAUGCUGCAGGAGAAGGACAAGCAGAUCGAGGAGCUCACCAGAAUGCUGCGCCAGAAGCAGAGGCUGGUGGAGACCCUGAGGUCACAGCUGGAGCAGGGCAAGAUGGCAGGCGGGGUGGCGGUGAAGAAGGAAGGAAACGAGAAGAACAGGACACCCCCGGAGGCGGCGCUCCAAUCUCUGAUUAAAGCCUCGUCCAGUCAGCCGCCGACGCUUCCCAACGGAGUCGCUCCGACUGUGAAGGAGGAGGCGGAGCCGGAGAAAGAGAUGGAAGGGGUGACGGAGGAGGAACAGGCCAAGAGGCCGCCGCCGCCGACGCAGUGCUCACAGGAGACGCUGCUGAGGCUGCAGCAGAUCCAUCGGCUCCAAAUCCAGCAGGCGGAGCAGCAGAAGCAGCAGCUGCUUCAGUCCAAACAGCAGCUGCAGAAAGACUCGGAGCUUAAGGUCAACCAGCAGAAGAAAGAGGCUCAGCUGCUCCUCCGGCAGCAGCAGCAUCUGCAGCAGCUCAUCAUACAGCAGACCCAACAGAAGCAGCUGCAGGCCCAGCAGAACCAAGUCAAACAAACCCAACAGGAGGUUCAGACUCUGCAGAAGAGCCAUGUUCAGCUGAAGAAGAUCCAGGUCCAGAUUCAGAACCAGACGCUAACGGGCCAGAAGGCCGCAGUGAGCCAGCAGAGGAAGCAGCUGAGGGCUCAGCAAAGGCUGCAGCAGAAGCAACAGGCGGCCGCAGCAACCACACGACAGGUGACUCCAGUCAUCAUCAACCAACAAAACGGCUCCCCGCUCCAAACCCAAGCCAUCGCACUAGACCUUAAGGCCAACGGCAUGCCGACGCUGGUCACCGAUAGCAACGGCAACCACUACCUGAUCGCUCUGACCAGACAGAACGGGGUGUCCUCAUUGGCCAAAGUCAAUGGACGCAUCACUCUGCAGAGGCUACAGUCGAGCCCCAGUAAACUCCCCGGCACCGACGGCCAAUCAAAAGAGCAGCCGGCAGCCGAGCCCGCGGGCCAACCGGACAAAAAGGGACAGAAGGCAGGUUUGCACUUAGACACCAACGGGACCCCAGAGCCGAGCGUGGCCCACACGGCCCCCCCCAGCCUGCAGCCGUUCUUCGAGGACAUGACAGACACUGAAAGCCAAAGCAACCUGAUGUCCUCCCUGAAGCAGAAAGAGGAGGUGUGUCCACCUUAUGACCGACACACACUGUUCACCCCUCCCUCCCCUAAACCCAACACCUCCCUCCCUCCUCAGCGCUCUAAAGAGAACGGGGUGAACAGUCAGCAGAUGGACGACCUGUUUGACAUCCUGCUGAAGAGCGGAGAGAUCCCAGGCUUCAAGGCCAACCCGGACCCCUCCUUGGCGCCGCUCCACUCCGACCCGCCUUCCCCGUCGGUUCCUGCAUCCCCGCUCCACCUGUCGCCGCCGCCCCCCACGGAGCCCUGCGGCGGCGGAGGGCGCCUGGAGGACUUCCUGGAGAGCACCACAGGGACACCGCUGCUGGGCAUGGAGCCCGACGGCGGCCUGACGCUGAUCGACGACCUGCAUAGCCAGAUGCUAAGCACGCCUAGCAUCCUGGACCACCCCCCCUCCCCCAUGGACACGUCCGACCUGGGCUUCUCCCCUCACACCACAGGGCUAGACUUUGGUGACCCCACCCUGGACAGCAUGGACUGGCUGGAUAUCUCCAUGGGAACCGCAGGUGGAGGGAGCGUGGAAAAUGGCGGAGGGCGGGGAGGCGGAGCGGGGUGCGAAAGAGACGGAGGGACGAGCUUGACCCCGCUGGCGCCCCACACCCCGCCCAGCGUGUUCUCGGCCGACUUCCUGGACAGCUCAGACCUGCAGCUGCACUGGGAGUCGUGUCUGUAGCCACCGCCCACGCCGCGCUCCGUCUGUAUUUCACACGUUUCUACGCGCCGCCCACCGCUGCGGGGGUUUAUCUCUGCCUGUUACUGAGACGAAAUAUGCAACAAACAUAGAAGUUAAAUUCAUAGAAAGAACCCAAACUUUCUCUGGAUGUUAAACUCUGUGGGAAUCCAAGCAGCUGAUUGGUUCCUGCUAACCAAUGAAAAGCUCCCAUUUCCUGUGUGCAGACCUGGAUGGAAACGAAGAUGAGCUGUCAGGAAGGUUUACGCCGCCGAGUGCGUCAGUGCCUCCUUAAACUUUGCACUUAUACUGAAUCUGAUUGGUUUGGAGAGGCGGGGUCAGCUGCUGAAUAUUAGCCAACGGUUCCUAAAGCAAAGGCAGCGGCUGCUGACCCCGUCUCCUCGCCAUGGCA